CAAUGGCAGAGAAACCUGGCGAUGAACACGUCCACUUCACGCAGUGGGCGUUAUCCAAGGGGAUUGAGAUUGAUGGCGUCGCGCCCGCCAAAUUCCCUGGUCGCGGUCUAGGAAUGGUGGCUACGAGAACAAUCCAAGAAAAUGAGCACAUCAUCGUGGUUCCUGUGAGGGUGAUGUUGACCAUUGACUCCGUCCCUGAGCAAUUCGUCAAGCAAUUCCCAAAUGGCACAUCUAUCCAUGCAAUUCUAGCCGCAUUUCUCACUCAUGGAGAUGCUGAAGAGCUUCAAAAAUGGGACGUAUGGCGCAAGGUCUGGCCGUCGCGGGAGAGCUUCGCGGAUAGCAUGCCUGUCCUGUGGCCUGAACAUCUCCAAGCAUCCAGCUUCAAGACAGAACAUCCUGUUCUUUUACCACCCGCUGCUUCUGGAGUGUGGAAUUCAAUUCCCAACUCAGAUUUCGAAUAUGAUGCAACUUAUCAGAAGAUUCUCCCAGACCAACAAAAACGACUACAUGGAGCCUGGGAGAGUGUCCUUUGUGUGUUUCCCGACACAGACUGGGAUGCUUUCUCCUACCACUGGCUCAUUAUCAAUUCGAGGAGUUUCUUCUAUGUGACGCCUGGGAAACCACAUCCUGAAGAUUGGAAUGAUGCAGUGGGAUUGGUUCCUUUUGCAGAUUAUUUCAAUCAUGCUGAUGAUCCGCAAGGCGAGGUCAGCUACGACCAAGAUCAGUAUACGAUCAAGAUAAAUCGACAAAUUGAAAAGGGCGAGGAGGUAUAUCUUAGCUACGGAUCGCAUUCGAAUGAUUUCCUUUUCAUUGAAUAUGGCUUUUUCCUCGAUGAUAACCCGUCAGAUUCCAUAUAUCUCGACGACAUCAUCUUCCACGACCUCACCAAAGCCGAUCAACAUGAGUUAAAGCUUCGGGACUGCUACGGGGACUAUCAAAUCACACCUUCUGGCGCCAAUUCCCGCCUCGAGUCCGUUGCCUGCAUGAAAUACAUGGAUCGCAGAGACUGGCAGAAGUACAUCCAGGGCCGAUCAAAGAAGGGCAUAAAUGCUCAACAAACGGCAGAGAUUAUCUGUGGCUGGAUUGAAGUUUACCUGGAAGAGAGCAAUGUGGCCAUCGAGAAGAUUGAAGCUAUGCUGCCUCAAAACCAGGAUGGAAAGGUGUCUAUGAUACUGAGCAGAUGGAUCCAGAUUAAACGUUUGUGUGAGGAUGCAUUGAGUGGUAUUUGCUCACAUAAUGAUGAUACCAAUUGAGCUUGUUACGUCUGUAUGAUUAAAUGUAUAGAGUCAAGGAAUGAACAUGUUAUACUGAUGUCUUGAAUUGUGGGUUCUUGUUAAUCUGGUGACCGAGGAAAGACAACCCAUGGUUCAGCUCAUCGCUAGAUAUUUCCGAUACUGCAGCUGUAAGAAUGACGUUGA
Messenger RNA from Aspergillus wentii DTO 134E9, 1418 nucleotides. RefSeq lists its product as uncharacterized. The transcript has 6 exons. The annotation marks the transcript as partial. The record is from RefSeq and is a predicted model, not a curated record. Gene Ontology annotation, biological process: peptidyl-lysine monomethylation. Gene Ontology annotation, molecular function: protein binding; protein-lysine N-methyltransferase activity. NCBI's taxonomy places the organism in Eukaryota, Fungi, Ascomycota, Eurotiomycetes, Eurotiales, Aspergillaceae.